Molecule: messenger RNA, 2301 nt
Organism: Austrofundulus limnaeus
Lineage: Eukaryota; Metazoa; Chordata; Actinopteri; Cyprinodontiformes; Rivulidae
Gene: tfe3b
Product: transcription factor binding to IGHM enhancer 3b
Exons: 9
Coding region: 194-1549 (451 amino acids)
Biological process (GO): regulation of transcription by RNA polymerase II
Cellular component (GO): nucleus
Molecular function (GO): DNA-binding transcription factor activity, RNA polymerase II-specific; RNA polymerase II cis-regulatory region sequence-specific DNA binding; protein dimerization activity
Source: RefSeq, a predicted model, not a curated record
GUAACACGUGCCCGCUCCGCUGACCUCAGUCCAACGUAAACAGUGUUUGGUACCGUAGUUGGCAGCUGCAGUGUUUGUAAUCACAGCAGGCAUUAUACGAUGGCAAWGAAAUCGGAGGAUUCCGUGAAUUUACGGCCCUGAUUACAGUAAWGUAAUUCCGUGUUCCGGCUCUAAACGUUGAUCCGAAGCCAUCAUGUCGUCCCGUGUGUUGCUGCGGCAGCAGCUGAUGCGAGAACAAGCUCAGGAGCAGGAGCGGCGUGAGGCCCAGCAGCAGGCCUCCGUCUCUCAGCUCCGGGCCUCGGACUCCACUCCUGCCAUCUCGGUGACCCUGCCCCCCAACGCGGCCCGCCCUCCUCCUGCACAGGUGCCCGUGGAGGUGCUGAAGGUCCAGACCCACUUGGAGAACCCCACCAAAUACCACAUCCAGCAGGCUCAGAGGCAGCAGGUGAAGCAGUACCUCUCCACCACUCUGGGAAACAAGGCGGUGACGCAGACUCUCAGCGUGUCCCCCGCCCCGCAGUCCAGUUCGGCCCCUGAAGUGGGCCCGUCUGCCAGCAGCGCCCCCAACAGUCCCAUGGCUCUGCUCAACAUCGGCUCCAACAAGGAGGAAAUAGAUGAUGUGAUCGACGACAUCAUUAGCCUCGAAUCCAGUUUUAAUGAUGACAUCAUUACGUUGAUUGACUCGGGACUUCAGCUGCCCAGCACGCUCCCAGGAAAUCUGUUGGAUGUUUACCACAGCCCCGGAAUGGCAGCUCCUACUCUGACUGUCAGCAACUCCUGCCCCGCCGAUCUUCCUAAAGUUAAAAGGGAACUUUCUGAGGCAGAUGCCAAAGCAUUAAUGAAGGAGAGGCAGAAGAAAGACAACCAUAACCUCAUUGAAAGGAGGCGAAGGUUCAACAUCAACGACCGUAUAAAGGAGCUGGGUACUCUGAUACCCAAAUCAAGUGACCCAGAGAUGCGCUGGAACAAGGGCACCAUCCUGAAGGCGUCUGUAGAUUACAUCAGGAAGCUGCAGAAGGAGCAGCAGAAAGCCAAGGACAUCGAGACGCGACAGAAGAAGCUGGAACAAAACAACCACAUUCUAAUGUUGCGCAUCCAGGAACUGGAAAUGCAGGCACGGCUCCACGGGCUCUCGGCUCCCGCCAGCGUCCCGCCUGCCCUGAGCUCCGACGCCUCCCUGCUGCAGCACCAGGCGGUUCCGCGGAGCGGCCCCUCGGUGCCAGCGGGGGCCUCCGCCCAGAACUUUGUGGGCCUGGGAGCCGCGGGGCAGCCCCUGCCGGCCUCCUUCCUGUCCCCGCCCUCCUCGGACUCCCCCGCGGGCGUCACCAUCAGCAGCCCGCUGGACCUCGGCAGCCUGAGCUUCGCGGAGCUGGACGACCCCUCCGCCUCAGCGCUCUACCCCGACGUGGGCCUGGGGGACAUUUUAAUGGACGAGGGGUGCGUCCUGUCCCCGGAGCAGGGGGCCGAGCCGCUGUUUUCCCCUCUGUCACCAGGUGCCUCUAAAACCAGCAGCCGCAGGAGCAGCUUCGACAUGGAUGAGGACUUGUGAUGAGUUUCACGUCUGUAGGGACAGGAAUGUCAGCAAGUGUAGUCUGUCCUUAAUACCAAAAUCUAUUUAUAGAACUGAACCUAAAAGAAAAAUAGCUAUUGUAGAAACUAAUACUUACAGAUUGAAUCAGAGGCAGUGCUUGAUUUAUUUUGCCAUACAGACAGAUUUAUUAUACCUGUUUGGAACAGGUAAAAUGAUUAAGUUUAGAAAUGGAAUCUUAAUAAAAUGGAACAGUAGGCAUGGACCUCGCAUAUAGUUUUAAGAUUUAUUCAGAGAUUUAAGAGGGAUGCUUUUGUUUUUUAGUUUGGAUUUAAUAUAUUCAUUUAUUAUUUGUAAUGAGAAAAGCUGUGAUUUUUAAUUUAAUUUAAUUUUCAGGCAACAUUGGCAUAGCAAACUUACAGAGAGGUGCCAACAAUAAGUUCACACGUUUUCUUUUCCUUUAUCUGUCUGGAAUCAGGGUUUAAAAAAAAACAGUCGUGCUCUCCUCCGUGUUGGUUUUAUUCCACCAGCAGCUACAGAAGGGAUCUUUAGGUGAAUUGGCACAUGGUGAAAUGUUUUACUGCGUUUUUGUACAUAAGAGUAUUUUAUUUUGAGCAGUUUUAUCGCACCUUACUUUACGGCAGUCUAUGCAUUUUAUGAAAGCUUUUUGUCUGUUUUGUUUUUGUUUUUUAGUAGAGUUACAACCCAGUGGACAGAUUUUAACCCAGGUGGCAUGAACUUGUACUAAACCUUACAAACAGUGGGAAAUAAAA